Atta colombica is the source of this 4560-nucleotide messenger RNA. RefSeq lists its product as uncharacterized. The transcript is spliced from 5 exons. The record is from RefSeq and is a predicted model, not a curated record. The coding region runs from base 189 to 3326 and encodes 1045 amino acids. NCBI's taxonomy places the organism in Eukaryota, Metazoa, Arthropoda, Insecta, Hymenoptera, Formicidae.
UACUCUGUGCGGGCAGUGCAAUUGUGUAUCCGUCUUGAUUUGGGCAAUCCGAGGCGAACGCAGUGAACCCGCGAAUUCAGGACUCCAGGAUUAUACUAGGACCGCGACUAUCGGUGUAGGCGAAUCACCUGUUGAUUUCCACGAGGAUCGUCGUGGCGUGAGUGCAGAUCAACAUCCGGCUGUGAAUAAUGUCGGAGACCAGCGGGGAUAAUGCCAAAUACAAGUGGACGCCCGAGAGCACUGCGUUACUCGUCUCGGUAUGGUCCGACCGGCAGGUACAGAAACAGCUUGAAUAUGCUCCCCGGCCACAGGUAAUCUGGGAGAGCGUAGCUCGCUACAUGAAGAAGAAGGGCUACAAUGUCGCGGGUAAGCAAUGCCGGUCGCGUAUGAAGCAAGUCCUGGUGUGCUACCGUGAGGCCAAGCGGGCAGGCACUCAUGAUUGCGUGGAACAGUACUAUGAGACCGUCGACCGCGUACUGAAGAGCAAGCGUCUGGAGCAUAUCAACAUCAAUGGUGUGGACACUGUGGACUCAACUGUAAAGUCACCACCAAAGGAUGUAAAGACUAACAAGAAUCUACAAAUGAGACUGAAAGUUCAGGAACCUGUGCAAUCUCUCUUUCGAACGAACGCUCUGUCCCCAACGUGGGUGAUGGGAUAUGAAAAUGAAUAUCCAGAGUCACCUGAAUCCAACGAGACCAUAAUAGCCAAGCCAUAUAGAGUCUUUUCUCCUACGAGAGACGUUGCCAUAAAUACUGGCGAGCGUUUCACUCAGAUUGGCAAUCAAGCAGUACAGACAAACCCAAUUGUGAUAGAGAAGCCGAUACGAGAAGACUAUCAGCAAAAUUUACUAUCGCCUUUUUCAUACGGAGAGGUUCCUUAUCAAAAUGCAGUGCAGAAUGUACAGAAUCAAAUUAUUCAGGAGAACAUGCAGCAAUAUCAGAAUAUCCAGCAACAAAAUUAUACCGGAUGGAAUCAGUUACCACAGCAAAACGUAUUGGCAAACAAUCGACUCGGUUUCCAGCAGAACGUGCACAAUCAGCCAUAUAUGCCGAAUGGAACAAUGCAGAACAAUGUGAUGCAGAAUCCUAAUGUAGAGAAGAUCGCGCGCCAGCAAAAUCAGCUACACCGAAGCGUACCAUAUACAAAUAAUCAAGCGAUGCCGCAGGAGCCGCGAAAGGUUAUCUAUGGACAAAACAUAACUACAUAUAGGCAAUAUCAAGAUGCAGAACCGCGUCUUACUCGCAUGGCGAACGUUAUUCCAAAUGGAUCGUCACCAGACUAUUCUCCAGAUGUUUCUCAGAACUUAAAUGAUGCUUUCUGCGAGUCGAAGAGCGAUGACAAGACACAUAACUUAAAUGAGACAUACAGUCGAUCUAAUAAUCCUACGGCGGAUGCAACUAUUCUGACGAACAAUGCAACUUGUAACGAUGACACUUUGUUGCUGGAAUUGUUGUUGGAUUCACCUACUCCAUCAGAGAAUUGUGGAAAAUCGCGGGAUAGUGCUGUGAAUACAGAUAUUGAGUUAGGAAUACCGAAUGCACCAUUCAGGAAGAAGAAAGCACAGAAAUUGGAGCAGCUUGUACUUAAUGCGAUUAAUUCUCAAAAUGAAGUCGUCAAUAAGAUCUUGGCUGCGCAGAAUGACAUGGUGACGCGAUUUCUCGACGUUGACAGAGACCGGCAAAAUAGGCUCGAGAACAGGUUGGAUGAUUUGUUGAAUGUUGUUCAUGCUACAGUACUCAAUAAGAACGAAACACCUCCAUCACCACCACCACCGAUGCCGGAAACUGUGAUCACUUCCUUACUUCCGCCACCGAAGCCCGGAAUGAUCCCACCUAAAUUGGAUCUGGUUCCUCCGAAGCCUUGUCGCGUUCCUUGUACAAUUCCGAAUUCGAACGUCGAGCUAAUCAAUCAGAAUCCUGUUCUGACUAGACCUGGCGUCGUGUCGCCAAUCACUGUUAGCCCAGCAGGCAAGAAGCUCGGCACAAUAUGGACAAAAUUGGGUCCAGUGUCCACAUCGCCGUUCGUGAAGGCUCAGCAGCGACUUGGUUUUCAGCCUGUCUUCAACAAUGACGCACGCACAAAAUCGUCGGCAGAAAGACGCAUUGCUAGGGAAAUAAGCGGGCUGCGUAUGGACAUGCGAGGCUUGAUAUAUGAAACAUCGAAGCUAUUGGAGGCAGAGCGUGAACUCGAGGAGAAGAUAGAAAACGCGCGGCUGGAACUGAAUAUGGGUCAGACUUUGACCGCGCGUAGAAAACUGUUCACGCAGCGGGAACCCACUCCCAUCAUGAUACUAACUGCAGCUUUUUUGGAUACCGAAUGUCGCGCAUACGAACAAGAUCCGCCUUAUCAUGGCACCUGGAAUUCGCGGAAGGAGAUACUCAAAUAUGCGCGACAGGAUAACCUGGUAGCCGGACAGGGUGAGAGUUACGAGCGUAUGUGUCAAUUAAACGCGGCAGUUCGACGUGAUUACCUGAAUUACGAACCAUGCGAUUCAUCGACUCCAGCAAAACCGUUCAACAUUGGCGAGAACGUCAAUAAUGAAGCUGGAGUGCAGAAACAAACCAUUCAGCAACUCGCGCGGCUCGUGAUGAACAGCGCGAGAUGGCGACAUUCUGCUCCACCGAACCAGCAGCAAAAUUCAGUCUGUCCUCCAAUUCAAACGAUAAAUAAAAAUGUUCAGGACGUCGAGUACAAUGUGACCUUCACUGCUCCAAAGGCAAAUGCGCCUCCACCUCCUGAUGAACUGCAAGGAUUUAUGAAAGAUUACGACGUGCAGCAGAAACAAGGUAAUCAUACUAAAGUAGCUUCUGACGGUAAACCAUUGGCAAAUGAUCUGCGUCAACCUAAAUUCCCGAUGGGUUUUACCACUACUAUGUUAAUCACCAAUGAUAAAAAAAACGCAACUUUACCGAAACAAAACGGCGGAAUAUCUAAAGAAUUGGGAUUCGACAAUCCGGUGACCGAUCGCAGAAACAAUGUUCGUUUCAUGGAUGAGGCAUUGGCCGAACUACAGAAAAUGUAUAUCGAGCGUCAGAAUAGUGAAAUGUCCGAAGCAUUAUUGCCUUUUGUCAUAAGUAACGGUAAUAGUGCAAUAAGUCUACAAAAUCGCAAUUUGAUAGAGCGUUAUGUGAACGACUUGAUAUCGAAAAAGUCGACUAGAGACAAGGACACAGACUCAGAUAAUGAUGAGGAAUAUCUUGACACUACCACUAGUAUGCAUCCAACUUGCGUGGUGCGUAGAGGCUCACUGACAUCAAACGGCACAGCAUCGACAGAAACUGCUUUUUCGGCGAAACUUAAAGCUAAUCACUGUAGAAUUAGUUAAGCACAGGGUAAGACAAAAAUAGAAUCAUAUUUUUUAUAUUUGUUUUCACUUGCGCGAUCAGUUUUCUUUAUACAUAAUUGCUCAAUUGUGUGUACUAGGUUCCUCAUCACUUGUUACUUCAUGAUAUACUUAUUGUUUUUCAAUCAACAUUAUAUUCUAAUAAAAAUAAAAUAAUGGCCUUAUAAUAGUUCAUCGCAGAGCUGAAAGUUUAAGUUAGCGAUACAAUCCUUAAAUACUAGCAAAUAGAAAGCUAUAAAUAGCGAUAUUAGUUACAUCUUUUCCAAACAGACUUAAUGUUGAAUCUUUAGAAAUCAAAAAUGAUAAUAUGCUCACGUAUUUUUCAUUUUUUUUAAUAAUAAAGAGAAAGAAAGAUACAUAAAAAAACAGUUGUUGAACUAAUCGAUUUGAUAUGUAUCUAAGUAGAUCUUUUAUUACUGUUUUUCUCUUCGCGAAUUAUAAUCUUGUUUUUUUUCUGCUUUUUAUUACUUUUCUUUAAAAUUUCCUAUUGCAAAUAUCUCCAUCUAACAGUGUCCAAUUAACAAAAUUAUUUAAUUUUGAUUCUACUUUAGGCCUCAUCUACAAUAGUCGCACAGAUUGUGUUGCAUGUCGCAAGUAGUAGCGUCACAAGAAAAGUCGCAUGUUGCAGUGUUGAGUGUCGCUAAAUGAGCAUCUACAAUAGUCGUAAGGAUUAUUUGCAAGCAAUUUGACAACAAAUUCUAUCAUCAAAUUUGCUGUGUUGUGCUGAUUAGCUGAGCUCAUGCGACACGUUUGUCGCAGAAAGUUGAAAGUGGCUUAACUCCGUACGAUGAGACAUGCUCUUGCGAUUGCAACAAUCAUGUGACUAGAAGCAACACUCCUGCGACAUUCUCAUACGACAUGCAGUCUGUGCGACUAUUAUAAACGAGACUUUUAAUUGUUACUAUGAAUAGAAGACACAAAUAUAUCAUAAAAUGAAAAUUUUUUGCUCCUAAGAUUACUAAACGAAUAAUAGUAUAUAUGAUCAAGUAUUUUAAUAAUUUUUUAUUAGCAAAUUAAAAAUAAAAAAAUAAUGAUAUAUAUGUGUAUAAUGUAAUUAAUAUCAGAAUUUCAGUGUUUAAAAAUUCAAGUGAACUCUUUAUACUUUCAUUAAUUCUUGGAUCUUCAAUCAGUACAUUAGUAACACCAAUUUAGUUAUUAUACCAUUAGUUUCCCUGUUUUACAUAUUCAUUCUUCUCAGUUUGUUUAAAAAAAAAAA